GGUCCUGGUCCUCCCCGUUCUUUACUUCCUGACAGGAAAAAAAGGGGGGACCUUCUCCUUCGCUUGGGACCCCAUUUUUUUCUCCCUCACACUUGCUUUUUUUUUGAGGGGGAAGAACGCCCCCAUCUGUUUCUCUCGCUCUGCCCCCCUUUUUAAGGAUAGAUUGCUCCCCUUUUCUUUAUCUUCUCUGACAGGAAAAAAGGGGGAACCCUCCUCUCUUUCACUUAAACUGGGACCCCCUUUUUUCUCCCUCACACUUGCUUUUCUGAGGGAAGAAACCCCCCCAUCUGUUUCUCUCGCUCUUCCCCCCCUUUUUAGGAUAGAUUGCUCCCCUUUUCUUUAUCUUCUCUGACAGGAAAAAAAGUGGGGACACCCUCCUUCUCCUUCGCUUCAGACCCCCCUUUUUUCUCCCUCACACUUGCUUUUCUGAGGGAAGAACCUCCUCAUCUCUGUUUCUCUUGCUCUUCCCCCCUUUUUAAGAUAUUUUGCACCCCUUCUCUGACAGGAAAAAAGGGGGGACCCUUCUCUCUUUCACUUAACCCAGGACCCCCUUUUUCUCCCUCACACCUGCUUUUCUGAGGGAAGAACCUCAUCUGUUUCUCUCGCUUUCCCCUCCUUUUAAAGGAUAGUUUGCUCCCUUUUUCUUUUUCUUCUCUGACAGGAAAAAAGGGGACCUUUUCCUUCGCUUGGGAUCCCCUUUUUUUCUUUCCUCACACUUGCUCUUCUGAGGGAAGAACCCCCCAUCUGUUUCUCUUGCUCUUUCCCCCUUUUUAGGAUAUUUUGCACCCAUUUUCUUUAUCUUCUCUGACAGGAAAAGGGGGGGACCCCUUCUCUCUUUCACUUAACCUGGGACCCCCUUUUUCCCUCACACUUGCUUUUUUUUUAGGGGGAAGACCCCCAUCUCUGUUCCUUUCCCUCUUCCCCCCUUUUUAGGACAGUUUGCAUCUCUUUUCUUUAUCUUCUCUGACAGGAAAAAGGGGGGACCCCUUCUCUCUUUUAACCUGGGACCCCCUUUUUUCUUCCUCGCUAUUUUUUAGGGGGAAGAAGACCCCCAUCUGUGUCUCUUGUUCUCCCCAUAUCUUAGGAGAUUUUUCACUCUUUUUCUUUAUCUUCUCUGUUCUCACCCCCCUCUGUCUCCUUCACAACGUGGGCCCCCUUUUUUUCCCCUCACACUUGCUCUUUUUUUUUGGGGGGAGACCCCCCUCUGUCUGGCUCACCCCCUUCAUUAAGGAUGGUUUGCACCCCUUCUUUAUCCCUUUUUCAUCUCCUUCGUUCUUCACUUCCAUUAAGCCCUUUAAAUACCCCCUCCCUGCUCAAGAGGACUUGAAUUUUCCUUACCCUUUACUCCUCUUUUUUUACGCUUGGUUUUUAAACUGUGGGGUCAGAGGGACCCAUUUCUCCCUCCUCUACCUUCCAGUUUUAGGGCUUAGAGGCCCAACUAGAGACGUUUUCAUAACUCUCCACCCCAUCUUCUUCUAUAGGGCAGGUGUUCAUACUCUUUAAGGAUUUACCUGUUUGCAUCUUCUCUGUUCAACCAGCGGACAGGUCUUAUUCUCUAGUCCAGGCAUUUUUCUUUUCCCAGCUAUUUCCUCCUCCCCUCUUUUCUUAACCGUUCUCUUCUUUAUCCUUGAAUACUGUGUCAGGUAACUUAGCCCUUUCUCCCUUUUUCUGUCGUUCUCCUUUUUCUUAAAGGGCUGAGACUAGGACAGUUGGGGUUUUGCCCACCACCACCGUUGAUGGUACGCCAUUUCCCUUCACAAGAUAAUUUUGGUGCUCUUGAGUGUCCCAGCAUUAGAGAUCCCCCUUCCUCCGUUUUGCCAGGAGUAAUUCCUCCCCCCCCCAAAAAAACACUGCCUUCCAGGAAUUGCCCCCCUCAAAAUCCAUUUGGCUACCCUUGAACGGGGAUGAGGCCAGCUUGGUUGCCCCACCUGGAUUGCUUCUGGCUGUUGUCUGAAAAUCUUCCUCCUGGAAAUUGCAUUUGGACUACACAACCCCUUCUGGCCAGAGGUUUUGAGGAUCCUGCGUCAGGUGAUAUCUGUCUCCAUGGGAUAAAUAAAUAGGUCAGGGGUCCCUUGAAUCCACCUGCUAGUGCCCACGAGCUGGGCUUUUGAGACCCUGAAUGUUGAUGGCCCUGAAUGUUUUUCUUUCUCCUCCAAAAUGACUCCCAGGUUGACUCCUGAUUUCGCUUUCUCUGGUGGGUCAGAGAUGUGGCAGUGGUCCCAGGGAGAGGAGACUUGGCUAUGAGUCAGGCUGAGUUUGGGUGAAAAUUGUGAAUUCCACUGGAGCCUUACUGACAGCUACCAAGUCCUGGUAGGAAGCCUCAGAAAUCUUGAACUGUUUAUGGCCUUUGCUUACACGGACAAGUUUUGUUUUCGUUUUUUUUUCAGUGGAGAGAAUGACUCUGUCGUACACCUUUGACUCACCUUUGAAUGAUACUUGAAGCCAAAUGCUUGCCAUUUUGGCCAUGUGACCAGGGAAUGCUAUGCAAAAGAAAACAGAAAGAGUUUGGAUCUUGGUUUGUAGGAAGGAGACGGCCUGUCAUGGCCUCUUAGUAACUUUUACGUGAAUGGUUUCUAGGUGUAACUAGUUCCCUCUUGCAAAGUGGUCCUUGUUCAGCCCUUGGAAGAUCAGGGGCAAAAACAUUUUAAACUUAAAAAUAUAUAUAUUUGGGGGGUGGGGUGGGGUCUCUGCAGCUGCUAAGGGGGACUUCUAACGAAGUCUGCUGCCAAAUGAACUUUCUUGCGGAAAAAGCCCUGCGCCUCUGGAUUUGAACCGUGUGCCUUCAAGGGAGCUGGCAUCUGGAAGCACAGAACUCGGCUGUACACCUCUCGUGGAUCGCGGUGCCAAUCUGGAAGGUCGGCCUUUUCUCACGUGGGAAAAGCCUGCCUUUCCAUACUUUAUGGGUCAGCAGCCUGGAAAAGUGCUUGGAGACCAACGAAGACCGAGUCUGCCUGCCCUGCCCUUUAUCAAAGGAGCAGGAAAGAAGGAAACCUCGAGGCAUGGGGGAGCCCCCUGCAAUGUCUUCUUGGAACAUGAAGCGCUUCAGAGGCCGGUAGUCUCCGAAUUUGAGCCCCAGGGGCUGAGCGAAGCUACCCGGUGGAACUCCAAGGAGAAUCUCCUUUCUGGUCCCAGUGAAAAUGACCCCAAUCUUUUUGUGGCCCUCUACGAUUUUGUAGCGAGCGGCGACAACACCCUCAGCAUAACCAAAGGUGAAAAGCUUCGUGUCUUGGGAUACAACCAUAAUGGAGAAUGGUGCGAAGCCCAAACCAAGAAUGGGCAGGGCUGGGUCCCGAGCAACUACAUCACCCCUGUUAACAGCUUGGAGAAGCACUCCUGGUACCAUGGGCCGGUGUCACGGAAUGCUGCCGAGUACCUGCUCAGCAGUGGCAUCAAUGGCAGCUUUCUGGUGCGCGAGAGUGAGAGCAGUCCAGGGCAGAGGUCCAUAUCGUUGAGAUACGAGGGAAGGGUUUACCACUACAGGAUAAACACUGCAUCGGAUGGGAAGCUGUACGUCUCUUCGGAGAGCCGCUUCAACACUUUAGCGGAGCUGGUCCACCACCACUCCACCGUCGCGGACGGCUUGAUCACCACUCUCCACUACCCGGCUCCAAAGAGGAACAAGCCCACCAUCUACGGUGUGUCUCCAAACUAUGACAAAUGGGAGAUCGAGCGGACGGACAUCACAAUGAAACACAAGCUGGGAGGGGGACAGUACGGGGAGGUGUACGAAGGCGUCUGGAAGAAGUAUAACCUCACCGUGGCCGUGAAAACGCUGAAGGAGGACACGAUGGAGGUGGAGGAAUUUUUGAAAGAGGCAGCAGUAAUGAAGGAGAUCAAGCAUCCGAACUUGGUGCAAUUACUGGGUGUCUGUACACGGGAACCUCCAUUUUAUAUCAUCACUGAGUUCAUGACAUAUGGAAACCUCUUGGACUACCUGCGGGACUGCAACCGGCAGGAGGUCAAUGCCGUCGUCCUUCUGUACAUGGCGACCCAGAUCUCCUCUGCCAUGGAGUACCUGGAGAAGAAGAAUUUCAUCCACAGGGAUCUUGCUGCCCGAAACUGCCUUGUCGGGGAGAACCAUCUGGUCAAGGUGGCCGACUUCGGACUGAGCAGGCUGAUGACGGGCGAUACCUACACAGCCCACGCUGGAGCCAAGUUCCCCAUCAAAUGGACAGCACCAGAAAGCCUUGCGUACAACAAGUUCUCCAUCAAGUCGGAUGUCUGGGCCUUCGGUGUCCUCCUUUGGGAAAUCGCAACGUACGGCAUGUCCCCUUACCCUGGGAUCGACCUUUCACAAGUCUACGAACUCCUGGAGAAGGACUAUCGCAUGGAACGCCCGGAAGGCUGCCCAGAGAAAGUUUACGAGCUCAUGAGAGCCUGCUGGCAGUGGAGCCCUUCCGAUAGGCCUUCCUUCGCUGAAAUCCACCAAGCGUUUGAAACGAUGUUCCAAGAAUCCAGCAUCUCUGACGAGGUGGAAAAAGAACUGGGGAAAAAAGGGAUGCGGAGCGUCGUGAACACCUUCCUGCAGGCUCCGGAACUCCCCACGAAAACAAGAACAUCCAGGAGAGCGGCUGAAUGCAAAGACGUCCACGAGAGUUUGGAGACGGCGGCCGGGAAAGGCCCAGGGGAAUGUGAGUCCACCGAGCACGAGCCAGCUGUUUCUCCCUUGCUGCCGAGGAAGGAAAGGGUAGCCACCGACAGCGGCUUGAACGAAGACGAUCGCCUGCUCCUGAAAGACAAAAAGCCGAAUCUUUUCAGUGCCCUGAUCAAGAAGAAGAAGAAAAUGGCCCCCACCCCACCCAAACGCAGCAGCUCCUUCCGGGAAGUGGACAGUCAUUCCGAGCGCAAGGGAGGGCCCCCCGAGGAGGAAACAAAAGGGGGCGUCGCUGGCGUCACGAUCACACACCCUGCGGACUGCGAAGACCGGGCCAGGCUCCAGAAUCCCAGCAAUGAGACGGGUGUAGCCAACGGGACAGUGGCAGGGAAUUCGGGCAUCCUGUCCCCCCACAUCUGGAAGAAAACUGGCCCUCCAGUCAGUAGCCGGAUGGAAGCCAGUGAAGAAGAAGGCAAUUCCAGCUCCUCCAGUAAGCGCUUCCUGCGGUCGUGCUCGGCCUCUUGUAUGCCUCACGGGGCCAAGGACACGGAGUGGAAAUCGGUGACCCUCCCUCGGAACCUCCAGUCCGCAGGGCGCCAGUUCGAUUCCUCCACGUUUGGCGGACACAGAAGCGAAAAGCCCGCUCUGCCCAGGAAGCGGGCCAACGAGGCCAAGGCCGACCCGGUCGUCAGGGGGACGGUGACUCCGCCACCGCGUCUGCUCAAGAAGAGCGACGAGACACCCGAGGAGGCGUUCAAGGACACCGAACCUAGCCCAGGCUCCAGCCCGCCCACCCUGACGCCAAGACUCGGCCGGAGGCAGCCCUUCGUCUCUCCCGCUGUCGGCCUCUGCCACAAAGAGGAAUCCGUGAAACCCAGUGCCUUAGGAGGUGGGGUGGCCGCAGAACAGGGACCGCCCACCAAAGCUGGCGUUGGCAUGUUCACGGGAGGCGGGAAGGCUUCGGGCGAAGAGCCACGCCUGAGGAAGAACAAGCAAACGUCGGAGAAGGAGAAAGGCAAACUCUCCAAGCUGAAGCCAGCCCCCCCACCUCCACUGGCCUUGACCUCUUCCGUCAGUAAAAACAGCAAAGGGGGCGCUGCUCCCAUCCACGAUGGGCCCGAGGGGUCCACAGGAAAGGGAAAGCAGCCGGCUCAGGCUACAGACUCGGCCAGCGUCGAGACCCCCAAGCCCGUCCUCUUAAUGGAUGGAGGGAAAAAGCCAACCCUCUCUUCUGCGCCAAAGCCCCUACCCUCUGCAAAACUGCUGUCCUCGUCUCCUGCCUCCCCCUUUUCUGCCCCUGCCGCCUCGUCCGCCCCAAAUGUGGACCAGCCGGUCUCCACGGCCUUCAUCCCCCUCAUUUCCACCCGCGUCUCCCUCCGGAAGACCCGCCAGCCCCCCGAGAAGAUCGCCAGCGGCAUGGUCACCAAGGGGACGGUCCUGGAGAGUUCCGAGGCCCUGCGGACGGCCAUCAGCAAGAACUCGGAGCAAAUGGCCAGCCACAGCGCCGUCCUGGAAGCCGGCAAGAAUCUCUACACCUUCUGCGUCAGCUAUGUGGACUCCAUCCAACAGAUGCGGAACAAAUUUGCCUUCCGGGAGGCCAUCAACAAACUGGAGAACAACCUCCGAGAACUCCAGAUUUGCCCGGCCACGGCCGCCGGUGGCCCUGCCGCCACCCAAGACUUUAGCAAGCUGCUCAGUUCUGUGAAAGAGAUCAGCGACAUCGUCCAGAGGUAGCAGAAGCCGCCCGAGGUCUGGAACCAGCAGACGGUGGGCCUUGUGGCCGCAGGGUUCGUCACGGAUGCGGGACUCGAGGUCAGCUGGAGACAUUUCAGUGCCCGAGGCAUGGAAGCAAACACGGACCCCCCCCUGUCUCGGGUUCGGCUUGCCACAAUUUGGAAAAGUUUCCAGUUGCCGGUACCUUGGCCGUGUCAUCUGAGGGGGGGGUGUCAUUCCCGAAAAAAGUGACUUCUCGAAGCCGUGUGUCCUGCUGGGACCUUGUGCCAUUGCAGAUCCCGUUGAAAUAAACAGGAGCCGCGUUGA
Molecule: messenger RNA, 6634 nt
Organism: Pogona vitticeps (central bearded dragon)
Lineage: Eukaryota; Metazoa; Chordata; Lepidosauria; Squamata; Agamidae
Source: RefSeq, a predicted model, not a curated record